AUGUCGUUCGAUAGACCCGAUAUCUACAGCGCCAGGGUCCUUCCUGGUGAAGAAAACCCCGAAAACGCCAACACAGAAAUCGUCAAGGCGUUCCGCACAUUCAUCUUGGAAUACAGAGAAGGGUCACAGUUCAUCUACAGAGAACAGCUCCGCGAAAACUUGUUGGUCAAUGAAUACUCCCUCACCGUCCAAUCAGACCAUUUGAUCCGUUACAAUGAAGAACUCAACCAACGCUUGGCCGACGACCCAGUAGAAAUGAUCCCGUUGUUUGAAAAAGCCAUCACCGAAUCCGCCCAAAGAAUCAUCUAUUUACAAUCAGAAAUCCCUAGCCAUUUCCCAAGCUGUCAAUUAAUCCUCAGAUCCAAAGAUAACGAGGUCUCCAUUAGAGAAUUGGACUCCAACAAUAUCUCGAAAAUCGUGAGAAUUAGCGGGAUUAUCAUCAGCGCCUCGGUGCUCAGCUCAAAGGCUACCAUGGUCCAAUUGGUCUGCGGUAAUUGUAAACAUACCAUGAGAGUACAAGUCAAUUCGGCGUUCGGGUCAUUAAUCCUUCCUUCCAAUUGUGAAGCCCCAGUCCAACCAGGGGGCCAAAAAACUAAUUGUCCUCCUGAUCCUUACAGAAUCGUCCAUAACAAAUCCACUUAUAUCGACCACCAAAUCUUGAAACUUCAAGAAAGUCACGAUAUGGUCCCGGUAGGGGAAAUGCCAAGGCACAUCAUGUUAUCCUCCGAUAGAUACUUGACCAACAAAGUGGUGCCUGGUAACAGAGUCACCAUCACCGGGAUCUACUCGAUUUAUCAAUCAAAGAACAAAAAAAAUUCCAGCUCCGUGGCCAUUAGAAACCCCUAUGUUAGAGUGUUGGGGAUUGAAGCCGACGUCGACCAUAGCUCGCUUGGUAACCCACAUUUCUCCGAAGAGGAAGAAGAAGAAUUCUUGAAAAUGUCAAGAAACCCCAACAUUUACGAGUCGUUUGCCAAUUCUAUCGCCCCAUCGAUUUAUGGUAACGACGAUAUUAAAAAAGCCAUUGCUUGUUUGCUCAUGGGUGGCUCGAGAAAACAAUUACCAGACGGGUUGAAAUUGCGAGGGGACAUCAACGUGUUGCUUCUUGGGGACCCCGGUACCGCCAAAUCCCAAUUACUUAAAUUUGUCGAGAAAGUCGCCCCGAUUUCCAUCUAUACUUCCGGUAAAGGGUCUUCUGCCGCUGGUUUAACCGCUUCGGUCCAAAGAGAUCCCAUGACCAGAGAGUUUUACUUGGAAGGUGGGGCUAUGGUGUUAGCCGAUGGUGGGGUGGUGUGUAUCGAUGAGUUCGACAAAAUGAGAGAUGAGGAUCGGGUGGCGAUUCACGAAGCCAUGGAACAGCAGACCAUUUCCAUUGCCAAAGCAGGGAUCACCACGAUCUUGAAUUCCCGUACUUCGGUCCUUGCCGCCGCUAACCCAAUUUACGGCAGAUACGACGAUAUGAAAUCCCCGGGAGAAAACAUUGAUUUCCAAACCACCAUCUUAUCGCGUUUUGAUAUGAUUUUCAUUGUCAAAGAUGAUCAUAAUGAAAAAAGAGAUAUUGAAAUCGCGUCGCACGUCAUGAAUAUCCAUACUGGAAGAAACAACCUCCAGCAACAAAUCAACGGAGACUACGAUAUCAACAAAAUGAAGCGUUACAUUCUUUAUUGCAAGUCUAAAUGUGCUCCAAGAUUGACCCCUGAAGCGUCAGAGAAAUUGUCUUCGUAUUUUGUGGAAAUUAGAAAGCAAGUGCAUAUCAGCGAAGAGCAACGUAAUGAAAGAUCAUCGAUUCCUAUCACCGUGCGUCAAUUGGAAGCGAUUGUUCGUAUCACCGAAGCAUUGGCCAAGUUGAGAUUGAGUCCCGUGGCCACCGAAGAACACGUUGAUGAAGCAAUCAGGCUCUUUAGAGCUUCUACUAUGAAUGCGGUGAAUGAAGGAAAUGGUAUGAGGGCCGAUUUGGUACGUGAGGUGAAAUUAAUCGAGGACGAAUUGAGAAGAAGAUUGCCAAUUGGUUGGUCGACAUCUUACCAAACUUUGAAAAGAGAAUUUAUCGAUGGGAAAAACUAUUCUUCCGAAGGGCUUGACCAUGCAUUAUAUGUGUUGGAAAAACAUGACACUAUUCAGUUUAGAAGCCAAGGGAAAAAUAUUUUCCGUAGUGGAGCGUAA
This is a messenger RNA of Saccharomycopsis crataegensis, 2160 nucleotides long. RefSeq names its product MCM DNA helicase complex subunit MCM5 (gene MCM5). Gene Ontology annotation, molecular function: single-stranded DNA helicase activity; 3'-5' DNA helicase activity; ATP binding. Gene Ontology annotation, biological process: DNA replication; double-strand break repair via break-induced replication; DNA replication initiation. The record is from RefSeq and is a predicted model, not a curated record. The coding region runs from base 1 to 2160 and encodes 719 amino acids. Lineage: Eukaryota; Fungi; Ascomycota; Saccharomycetes; Ascoideales; Saccharomycopsidaceae. Gene Ontology annotation, cellular component: MCM complex; nucleus. The transcript has a single exon.